Messenger RNA from Diaporthe amygdali, 741 nucleotides. Its product is annotated as dna-directed rna polymerase ii chain rpb7. Gene Ontology annotation, cellular component: P-body; RNA polymerase II, core complex. The coding region runs from base 1 to 741 and encodes 246 amino acids. NCBI's taxonomy places the organism in Eukaryota, Fungi, Ascomycota, Sordariomycetes, Diaporthales, Diaporthaceae. Gene Ontology annotation, molecular function: single-stranded DNA binding; single-stranded RNA binding; translation initiation factor binding. The record is from RefSeq and is a predicted model, not a curated record. Gene Ontology annotation, biological process: positive regulation of translational initiation; positive regulation of nuclear-transcribed mRNA poly(A) tail shortening; DNA-templated transcription. The transcript has 3 exons.
AUGUUUUUCCUGCACAACCUCACGCGUCAUGUCACGCUGCACCCUUCCUACUUCGGCCGAAACAUGCACGAGCUGGUCACCACAAAGCUGCUGAAGGAUGUCGAAGGCACAUGCGCAGGCAACUACUUCAUCAUCACCAUCAUGGACACAUUCGAUAUCUCGGAGGGACGCAUCCUGCCUGGAAGUGGGCUGGCAGAAUUCACGGUCGGCUAUCGCGCGGUCGUGUGGGCUCCCUUUAGGGGCGAGACGGUUGAUGCCGUGGUGUUCUCCGUCAAUCCUCACGGCUUCUUCUGCCAGGCUGGCCCGCUGCAGCUGUUCGUGUCGAACUUCUUGAUGCCCAAGACCUGCAAAUAUGACGCGAACGCGACCCCGCCCCAGUUCACCGAUCACGAAGGCUUGACAAUCGAGAGCGGCUCCCACGUUCGCGUCAAGAUCGCCGGUAUCAGGAACGAGGUUGGCGAGAUCAGGGCUAUUGGUAGCAUCAACGAGGAUUAUCUUGGGUACGACAAUGGAUUAUUUCACUUGGCCUCUAACUGCUUGCUGAUGAAGUCUACAGACCUCUACAAGACUAAAUUCCCUCGUAAUGAGCGUCUGGAAAAGAUCUUGUGGAUGCGCUCCAAAGUCACGGAACUGGGCCAGAAGCUCAAGCCGAAAUUCGUGGCAUUUCUAAUAGCCCAAACCUGUUCGCAGAUGAGCUGGGCGGCUGCGGUGCACUCGGGCAGCAUUCGCUCUGGCUUGUGA